This is a messenger RNA of Trichoplax adhaerens, 288 nucleotides long. RefSeq lists its product as uncharacterized. Lineage: Eukaryota; Metazoa; Placozoa; Uniplacotomia; Trichoplacea; Trichoplacidae. The record is from RefSeq and is a predicted model, not a curated record. The annotation marks the transcript as partial. The transcript has 2 exons.
CAGAAAUAUAAAAAUACUCGGGCUUUUAAUCCGACAUUACAUGAUACAUCACGAAAGACCAAGCAGAUUAUGGAGACACAGAUACAGGGUGUUUGCAGUCGUUGCAAAGACGUCAUCGAAUGGAAAAUUCGAUAUAAGAAAUAUAAACCCUUAACUCAACCGGGUAAAUGUGUUAAAUGCUUGGAACGAAACAUAAUGCAAAGUUAUUAUGUAAUUUGUUCUAAUUGCUCAACUACACACGGUUAUUGUGCCAAAUGUGGCAAGAAAUUUGAAAAUAUGGAUAAGUAA